Messenger RNA from Wickerhamiella sorbophila, 915 nucleotides. RefSeq names its product Protein GVP36. Bases 1 to 915 code for a protein of 304 amino acids. NCBI's taxonomy places the organism in Eukaryota, Fungi, Ascomycota, Dipodascomycetes, Dipodascales, Trichomonascaceae. The transcript has a single exon. Gene Ontology annotation, cellular component: cytoplasm. Gene Ontology annotation, molecular function: protein binding. The record is from RefSeq and is a predicted model, not a curated record.
AUGGGAUUCGAUUUCAACAAGGGAUUAGCGUCUUUGCAGACAUCAAUGUCUGAUCUAGGCUCGACUAUUCAGCCAUUCGCGAUGCGGACACGCCAGAUGCUGAACGAGAAACUUGGUAAUGCCGACGAAGUGACUGCUCUUCCUGAAGAGUAUUUGGAGCUGGAGCGCCGGGUUGAUUCUCUCAAGUCGGUCGUGCAGAAGGUGUCUACGGUCACUGGUGUCUACGAGCACGAUGGUUACGACUAUCCGCCCAACUUCAAGGAGUCCUUGACUGAUCUUUCUCGCACCGUGCAGACGCGGGUCAGUGAGGCGGCGAACGCGCAGUCGGCGAGCGACCUGGGCACCAUUUUGUCCGGCGGCCGUGACAGCAAGAAGCCUCCCAAGACCCUGAAUCACGCUAUUGCUCGCUCGUUUGCCUCUGCCAAGGCCGAUCUUGCCGACAGCGUUGCCACGCCUUUGGCGUCCGCUCUGACCAGCCUUUCUGAGACUGAACAGACAAUUGGCGUCGCCCACGUCGAGCAGGACUCCCAGAUCUCCCAGGUGCAUGCUUCGUUGCAGACUGUUGUUGACACUUCCCUUACGUUCGCUGCCAAGGCCCGUAAAAACGUCCACCAGGCCCGUCUUAGUCUGGACGCUGCCAAGUCGGCUUUGAAAACCGCGGCGGCUGAGCAGGUUGCCGACCGCCAAACCGACGUCGAGAAGGCCGAGGACGAGUUUGUUGCUGCAAUUGAGGAUGCUGUCACCGUCAUGAAAAACGUUCUUGAGACCCCGGAGGUUGUGCGUGCUUUGGCUCAGUUUGCAGAGGCCCAACUCGCUUUCCAUAAGCAGGCUGUAGAGCAGCUCGAGUCGGUUGUGCCCGAGCUCGACAAGUUCCGUGAUGAGCAGGAGGCCAGUUACCGUGAGAGCCGUCAGUAG